GGGAGGCGGGUUAAAGAGCGUAGGCCCGACCACGCGUGCCUGAGAAGGAUCAAUGGCGUGGCAGGGGCUGACGGCCGAGUUCCUGCAGGUGCCGGCGGUGACGCGGGCCUACACGGCGGCCUGUGUCCUCCCCCCCGCCGCUGUGCAACUGGAACUGCUCAGCCCCUUCCAGCUCUACUUCAACCCGCACCUCGUGUUCCGCAAGUUCCAGGUCUGGAGGCUCGUCACCAACUUCCUCUUCUUCGGGCCCCUGGGAUUCAGCUUCUUCUUCAACAUGCUCUUCGUGUUCCGCUACUGCCGCAUGCUGGAGGAGGGCUCCUUCCGCGGCCGCACGGCCGACUUCGUCUUCAUGUUCCUCUUCGGGGGCGUCGUCAUGACCCUGCUGGGGCUCCUAGGCAGCCUGUUCUUCCUGGGCCAGGCCCUGGUGGCCAUGCUGGUGUACGUGUGGAGCCGCCGCAGCCCUCGGGUCAGGGUCAACUUCUUCGGCCUCAUCACUUUCCAGGCGCCAUUCCUGCCCUGGGCCCUCAUGGGCUUCUCGCUGCUGCUGGGCAACUCCAUCCUGGUGGACCUGCUGGGGAUUGUCGUGGGCCACAUCUACUACUUCCUGGAGGAUGUCUUCCCCAACCAGCCUGGAGGCAAGAGGCUGCUGCUGACCCCUGGCUUCCUGAAGCUGCUACUGGAUGCCCCCGAGGAGGACCCCAAUUACCUGCCCCUCCCUGAGGAGCAGCCUGGACCCCAGCUGCCACCCCGACAGCAGUGACCCACCCAGAGCAAGACCCAGAGGCUUCUGGCCUCCGUCCUACCCCUCGCCCCACUGUGAGCAGAGCAGCCCGCCCCAGCAGCCCAGGAGAGGACCCAGCUGAAUAAAGAGAAUGGCCCGCAG
This is a messenger RNA of Tupaia belangeri chinensis (Chinese tree shrew), 883 nucleotides long. RefSeq names its product derlin 3 (gene DERL3). The transcript has 7 exons. NCBI's taxonomy places the organism in Eukaryota, Metazoa, Chordata, Mammalia, Scandentia, Tupaiidae. Bases 53 to 760 code for a protein of 235 amino acids. The record is from RefSeq and is a predicted model, not a curated record.